Molecule: messenger RNA, 981 nt
Organism: Aspergillus mulundensis
Lineage: Eukaryota; Fungi; Ascomycota; Eurotiomycetes; Eurotiales; Aspergillaceae
Exons: 1
Coding region: 1-981 (326 amino acids)
Source: RefSeq, a predicted model, not a curated record
AUGUCCUCUUCCAUCCUCAUCACAGGCGGCACCGCCGGCCUAGGCUUCCACUGCACCGUCGCUCUGGCACGCCAAUACCCGAACCACCACAUCACCAUCGUCUCCCGCAGCGACCCUAACGACGCAGCCGGCACAAUCAACCGCAUUACCGGCCAAAAUAACGUACGAUACCAGCGCCUCGACCUCGCCAGCUUAUCGCAAGUGCGCCUCUUCGUCAAGAAAUGGGCCGAGGACAACAAUUCCCCCAUCACGCACCUGCUCUUCAACGCAGGCCUCCAGUUCCCCAACGAAGUGAGCUACACGGAGGACGGCUAUGAGAAGACCUUCGCCAUCAACCAUCUCGGCCAUGCACUGCUGUUCUCCCUCCUUACUCCGCAUCUCGCCCAAACGGCCCGCAUUGUCGUCACCGCGAGCGGGACCCACGACCCGGAGCAGAAAACGGGCAUGCCCGAUGCCGAGUAUACCUCCGCCGAACAGCUCGCUCGUCCAACGGGCGAGUCUCUCAAUCUCCCCGGCCGUCAGCGCUACACGACCAGCAAGCUCGCUAACAUCCUCUGGACAUACGCGCUCGAGCGCCGCCUCGCUGAUCUCCGUAACAGGGGCGGCACGGAUUACAAGAAUUGGACCAUCGCAGCCUUCGACCCCGGCAUGGUCCCUGGCACUGGUCUCGCGCGUGACGCGGGCGGGCUGAUGAAGUUCGUCUGGACGUAUGUUCUUCCCCGUGUUCUACCCUUGCUUCGGUUGUUGGUGAUGCCGAACAUCCAUUCUGCGGAGGAGUCCGGGCAGAGUCUUGCUUGGGUAGCCGGGGAUGCGGAGGUUGCGAAGAAGAGUGGGCUUUACUAUGAGGGGACGGAAGAGAUCAAGUCGAGUAAGGAGAGUUAUAGUAAGGAGAAGCAGGAGGAUUUGUGGGAGUGGACUGUCAGGAAUCUUGCUGGGGGGUUGGAGGAGAAGGCGUUGUUUGAGUUGAAGGGGUUGAACUGA